Molecule: messenger RNA, 730 nt
Organism: Astyanax mexicanus (Mexican tetra)
Lineage: Eukaryota; Metazoa; Chordata; Actinopteri; Characiformes; Acestrorhamphidae
Product: regulator of G-protein signaling 21-like
Exons: 5
Coding region: 111-698 (195 amino acids)
Source: RefSeq, a predicted model, not a curated record
CAGGUCUGCGGUGUCUGAGAGGAAGUCUCUCCUGAGUCACUGAGGAGACGAUGAGACGAUGAGAUAUCUGGUAUCUGUCUGGUUGAUGAAGUGACACCUGAACACCUGUAAUGGAGGUCGCCACAGAGGGACAGGAAAAUGCCGGGGGACCACAGCAUCCCCCCAGGUUUAACACACACAGACGCUGGAAAUCUAAACUUCACCUGCUGCUGAAGAAGAAGAAGAAGCUUCCAGUAUCAAACCAACCAGAGAGACGGGAAUUAUUAUAUAGACCAACCCAAAGUGAAGUGCAGCAGUGGGGUCAGUCUCUGGAGAAGCUUCUCGUCCAUCCGUGUGGAGUGCUGGUGUUCCAGAUGUUCUCGAAGUCAGAGUUCUGUGAGGAGAACCUAGAGUUCUGGCUGGCCUGCGAAGACUUCAAGAAGAGCAAGACAUCAGAAACACUCGCCAUCAAAGCACAGAAUAUUUAUGAUAAAUUCCUCAGGAAAGACUCUCCGAAAGAGAUCAACUUGGACUUUCGCACCAAAGAGCAUAUUAACCAGUGUCUCCAGCAGCCGUCCUCUAACAGUUUCGAUGAAGCUCAGAGAAGAAUCUUCUACCUGAUGGAGAAUAACAGCUACCCUCGCUUUCUUGAGUCAGACUUUUACCAAGGCCUGAGUAGCUCUAAGGGGCUACAUGGACCCCAUAAGCCACAGUGCUGACCAUGAACUGUGAACUGUGACUGACUGAGGAA